Molecule: messenger RNA, 2324 nt
Organism: Cyanistes caeruleus (blue tit)
Lineage: Eukaryota; Metazoa; Chordata; Aves; Passeriformes; Paridae
Source: RefSeq, a predicted model, not a curated record
CAAGGCAUUCCGUCUCUCUUUGCACAGGAGCACCAGGUGGGAUUGUCUCAGCCCACAGGGCCCAUGCAGCCUUCUGUCCUGGCAGGCUCCAACAGCAUAGUCACUGGCACCAGUUCCGGGGGGCCCUUCCUUGGGAGCCAGCCCCAGGCAGCCAUCAUGAAGCAGAUGCUGAUCGAGCAGAGAGUGCAGCUCCAUGUGAUGGAGCAGCAGAAACAGCAGUUUCUCCGAGAGCAGAGGCAGCAACAGCAGCAGCAGCAGAUCUUAGCAGAGCAGAUGCAGCAGCAGUCACAUUUGCCUCGGCAGCAUCUGCAUCAACAGCGAAGUCCAUAUCCAGUGCAACAGGUCAAUCAAUUCCAAGGUUCACCCCAGGAUAUAGUGGCUGUGAGAAACCAAGUAGCACUCCAGAGCAUGAAAACAUCCCGAAUGAUGGCCCAGAACGCGAGCAUGAUGGCCAUGGGUCCCUCGCAGACCCCAAGCACGCUGCCCACCACUGCGGGCCAGUCGGAUAUGGGUAUGACUCCUUACAGCAAUGCCUCUUCCGGCCAGCUAGGAAUGUACAGCAUGAGCACAGGGAUGAGCCAAAUGUUGCAGCACCCAAACCAAAGUGGCAUGAACAUGGCACACAACGCAGGCCAGGGAACGAGGCAGCCUGCCUCUGGACAAGCGGUGGGAAUAGUUGGCAAUUUUGGUCAGACCAUGCUGGUAAACUCUGCUCUUCCCCAGCAUCAGCAGCAGAUGAAAGGACCUGUGGGCCAGGUCUUGCCAAGACCACAAGGACCACGACUCAUGGGGACUGUCCCUCGAGCACAAAACUGGCAGCAGCGAGGCUUGCAAGGCAUACCUGGAAGAACUAGUGGUGAAAUGGGGCCCUUCAACAAUGGUACCACAUAUGCAAUGCCGUCUGGGCAGCCACAACUGUCCAAGCAGCACUUCCCACAGGGGCUCAAUCAGACAGUUGUGGACACAAGUGGGACAGUGAGAGCCCUGAAUCCAGCACUGGGGAGACAGUUACUGCAACCACUACCUGGGCAACAGGCAGCCAGCCAGGCCAGGCCGGUGGUGAUGCCAGCAAUAAGCCAAGGGGUCCCUGCCAUGUCUGGCUUCAGUCAGCCCCCAACACAGCAAAUGCCAGGUGGUACCUUUGCUCAGAGCAGCCAAGGUCAGGCCUAUGAGAGGAAUCCCACUCAGGACGUAUCUUAUAACUACAGUAAUGGAGGAGCAGGGACGUCAUUCUCCGGUUUGGCAGAGGGCACAGACUUAGUAGACUCCAUUAUUAAGAGUAGACCAGGGGACGAGUGGAUUCAAGAACUUGAUGAGUUGUUUGGAAACCCCCGGUGAAUGGGAUUGUAUAGUCUGGAACUUUGGUUACGUUUUGUUACAUUUGAACAAGCAAAGAGGGAGUCAGAUGUUCUCCCCAUACCUGGAUUGUUGGGUUUUGUUUGUGUUGGUUUUGGGUUAUUUUGUUUCCUUUUGUUUAUAAUUGUGCAAACCAAGCUGAUCUGUAGCCAACUUUGGAAGAUUCAGGGAACCAUGAAACAUCAGCAUCCCAAAACUGUCACCAAGUAAUCUUUGUCGCAUGGCAGCGCCCACUCUAUGUGUGUGUGAGGCAGAAUGGGGAAACUGUAAAAGCCAGCUCUUGCAUCUGGCUGGGAAAAUUUGUUCUCUCCCCACUUAAAAAAAGGCUUCAUUACACAGUGGUGUGGGGUGUGCCCAAUAUCUCCCACCUUACAUGACUGUGCACAUUGCAGCUUCCAGGGAAGCAGAUGGAAGAGCUGGGAGCAAAGCCUACAGAUAUCCAAGGGCAGUUGCACAGGCCCUGGUCAGAAAAGGGCUUAACCCCGGGGGCAAGCAGGUCUCAGAGAGCCAUGGCCAGGCUGAUGGGGCUGGCUAUGGACUGUCCUAAGUGAAUGCACAACACUCACAUGACAAACCUAACCAAUCACAGGGAGGUCACUGUUUUCACUGCAGAGUGAUAAACCCCACUACAAGCAUAGAACAUAAAUUUGGCAGUGUUGUGAAGGCAGAUUAUGUGACUGCUGCUGGAUACAGCCUAGUGAUGGGUUAACUUAAUGAACUGAAUAGUCCCCUUGGGACUUGAAAUACUGCUUCCCAAGUCAGAGCACUUGGUAUGGUCCAGCUGCCUGGGGUGUUGAAGGACUGAGGGGUACCAAGAGACAUUAGCAGAGCUCCUCAGCUGGUCCCUCCCUCUCCUUCCUCCUCAGGAUGUUCUCAGUUUACUCCCUUCCCUCCUGUUCUUCCAGUGUAAAGCAAGCUGAGCUGGCUGCACUUUUUUUUCAGGCAAGCCACAAAGGGCCGGGCAGGAG